AAGUAUAGUAGAGCUGGAAACUUAGUUAGAAGAACAUCUUAGCUUUGGGUGGACACGUAGAGGUAAACAUUACACAAAGGAGCAAUCAUGGAGCGGACCGAGGUGACGAAGGCAGAAUCUCUUGAGGACCUGAUUAAGAUCCUGCAUAAAAUCUUUGAAAGUGACACUAUUAAUGUGGAAGAGGUGCAGAGUGUGAUGGAAUCAUAUCAGACCAAGCCGCAGGAAUGGAUGAAGUAUGCCAAAUUCGACCAGUAUAGGUACACAAGGCACCUGGUGGAUGAAGGGAACGGGAAAUUUAAUCUGAUGAUUCUCUGCUGGGGGGAAGGACAUGGCAGCAGUAUCCAUGACCACACAGACUCCCACUGUUUCAUGAAGCUGCUGCAGGGCCAGCUGAAAGAGACUCUGUUUGAGUGGCCCAGUGCUAAAACCAAAGGAGACAUGGUCCAGAAAUCACAGAGAGUCCUGCAAGAGAACCAGGUUGCCUAUAUCAAUGACUCCCUUGGCUUGCACCGCGUGGAAAACGGCAGCCAUACGGAGUGUGCUGCCAGCCUGCACCUGUACAGUCCGCCGUUCCAGUUCUGCCAGACCUUUGACCAGAGAACGGGCCACAAGAACACAGUCAAGAUGACCUUCUGCAGCAAGUUUGGGGAAAAGACCCCAUUUGAAACUACAAUUUCACAAGAGAACAACUAACACUUCACAGAUCAGAUAUGUCGGAGGAGAUGAACACCGCUCCAUUUGAAACAGUUCAAUUCACAGUUUUCAGAAGAUGUUCAAAAAUUCUAGCCAGAAGAGGAUGUGAAAUAUGGACCUUCUAUGACUGAGGUGACCCAUUAGAAAUUGGCGGUGGGGCCACUUCAAAAGGACAGGCUAGUAAUUAUAAUGGUGUAGCCCCUGCCCAGCGCGAGCUUGGCAAAUACUGAUGAGCACAGGACAAAACACAUGAAUAGGCUCGGCCAUGGAUUGAAUCUGCCCUUUGUUUGCUAGGCCUGAGGUGGCCGCUUUUCAAUAACAACAUUCCUGUGCGUCCAUGUCGUGUGUGUCCACAAUGUUGUACUGCUAUGGUCCCUAGCUGAAGAGUGGCACUUUUAGCAUUGAGGAGGUAAAAAAUAAAUGAAGUAUAUCUAGUAUUUAAUGACUACUUCUUGAAUUGGAAAACAUCCUGCAGUCUCCAGUGUGUCAUAGGCCGAUGUAGCACCUUUUCUGAUGUAUAUAUCGGUGAACCACUGAAACUCCCCCCCCCCCCCCCCCCCCUAACACUCUUUCCAAAGUUGUGAUUGCAUGUACAUUGAUCUUGUUUUACGGUCUGAAUAAAAGCAUUUUUAGGUGUCUUUACAUUUGGCUGAAGCUAAAGCUCGAUAGAUACUAUGUUUUAAAAAUACUUGUAAUUUAUUUGCAGUAUAUCCAAGGCUAAUAUAGAGAGCUCUCUUAAAUGAGAUCAAGAUGAAGAGAAACUAUGAAGAGGCUCAAUGGGUGAAGGAAAGUUUUGUACGAUAAUGUUCAGCAAAUGUGUUUUAGAACUACCCUUUUCUCAGGAUUUUGGACUCUUAAAUUGUAGUUGUAUUUAUAAACAUAUUUUCUUUGCUUUGCAUUGUAUUGUUUUAUAGCAUAUGUCAGUUACAUGCAUGACUCUAAGAUGUAAUGAAUUAUAUAAAAGUACUGUUAGCAAUUAAACUCUUUAAUCUAUCACAAAA
Messenger RNA from Gadus macrocephalus (Pacific cod), 1694 nucleotides. RefSeq names its product cysteine dioxygenase, type I (gene cdo1). Gene Ontology annotation, biological process: L-cysteine catabolic process. The transcript is spliced from 5 exons. Lineage: Eukaryota; Metazoa; Chordata; Actinopteri; Gadiformes; Gadidae. Bases 88 to 693 code for a protein of 201 amino acids. Gene Ontology annotation, molecular function: cysteine dioxygenase activity; ferrous iron binding. The record is from RefSeq and is a predicted model, not a curated record.